UGGGUAGCAUUUUUUUUGUCUUUCAUAAUUUAGGGUUCCCCUUCAAAGACUCAAGACCAGAAAAAGUAUAUCCUAUCGCCAAUGAUGGAUUCCACUAUUAAGCCUUUGGUCUUACGGUUGGAAUCAUGGAGAUACUUGGCUGGAGUGGACGUUUGUGGUCGAGUUUCUCUCCAAGUCUUAAUAACCCGUUUCAAAUACAGCAUAAUUGUUUGCACCAUCCUCGCCUCGACACCUCUGGUUGUUGCUAACUUCGUUGUUCUGGGCACAUUGAUCAAAAGAUUGGGUCCUGUAUAUAGCAGGCUGACUCCCCGGAUGUAUGUUGGAGGAGGCAUUGCAUCGGCAGCUACAACUCUACCAGCCACCAAUAAGGGUGGAGAUAUAAUGCUCGGUGGCAUUGUGUUCCAACUGGGUAGACGUAGCUUCUAUGAAGCCUAUUUACUCUCGCGGCAUCAUGAGUGGAAAAAUGUUGCUCAUGUUAGGGGCUUUGACCCCCAGCACCAUCUAUCUCUAUAUUCGGGCUGUGUAUCGUACUAUCGAGCUAAGUGAUGGGAACGGCGUAAUCAUCUCCAUGCAAGUGUAUUCAAUGUCUUCGACGGUGCCAUGGUGGUCCUAGCGAUCUACAUCAUGAACUUUGCGCAUCCGGGCCUUUUACUUGGAUCAGAACAAGUAAUACACUCUUCGGAGGAUUCAGCUGGUGCUCUAGAGCUUGGGACUGAGGAGACAGUUAUGGCUGAGCGUAAAUAGUUGGCUGACUCGUCUUACAUUAGGGAAGACUCAAGGAAAGUAGAUACUA
Molecule: messenger RNA, 793 nt
Organism: Guyanagaster necrorhizus
Lineage: Eukaryota; Fungi; Basidiomycota; Agaricomycetes; Agaricales; Physalacriaceae
Exons: 8
Coding region: 82-546 (154 amino acids)
Source: RefSeq, a predicted model, not a curated record